Macrobrachium nipponense is the source of this 885-nucleotide messenger RNA. RefSeq names its product KRAB-A domain-containing protein 2-like. The record is from RefSeq and is a predicted model, not a curated record. Bases 1 to 885 code for a protein of 294 amino acids. Gene Ontology annotation, biological process: DNA integration. Lineage: Eukaryota; Metazoa; Arthropoda; Malacostraca; Decapoda; Palaemonidae. The transcript is spliced from 2 exons. Gene Ontology annotation, molecular function: nucleic acid binding.
AUGAACUUAAACAAUCUAAUCCUACGAAGACAGCAGGAUUAUCGUUUGUUACAAAAAUAUGAAAUACUGGAGGUCACAAUUGAGGGUACCACCGUGCAAAAGUUGCAGAAGAAAGGAACUCAGCUGCGAUUCGUUUGUGCUGAAGAUGUGUUUGAUGUACUUCUAGCUAUUCAUCGCAUAAUUGGCCACGGAGGAAGAACUAGUAUGUGUAAGGCAACCAAAGAAAAAUAUGCAAACAUUUCACGUGAUCAGAUAACGCUGUUCUUGCAGUAUUGUGAGGAAUGUCAGCUAAAGAAAAGUAGUGUGCGGAAGUGUGUGGUUGUCAAGUCAAUCGUUUCGAACAGCAUGAAUUCUCGAGCUCAGGUUGACUUGAUUGAUAUGCAGAGUCAACCAGAUGGGAAGUACCGUUUCAUUUUCAAUUACCAGGAUCACUUGACCAAGAUGAUAUGCCUUCGAGCCCUACAGACUAAGACUGCCGAGGAGGUAGCUUUUCACCUGGUUGACAUUUUCUGUGAUAAAGGAGCCCCUCAUAUUCUUCAAUCUGACAAUGGGAGAGAAUUUUCAAAUAAGGUAAUCAAGGAAGUUCUGGCUAUGUGGCCAGAAUGUAAGCUAGUUCAUGGGAAACCAAGAUAUUCUCAAUCACAGGGUUCCGUGGAACGAGCAAACAGAGAUGUUGAAGCAAUACUCGCUUGCUGGAUGAAAGAUAACAACACUACACAAUGGUCAAAUGGACUGCGCUUUGUUCAGUGGCUGAAAAACACGCGCUUCCAUUCUGGAAUUGGCAGGACACCUUAUGAAGCCAUGUACGGAGAGAAGGCUCAUCUUGGUAUUUCUGCUGUCAACAUACCAGAAGAAAUAAUGGAAGGCAUGGAGACAGAGGAGUAG